This is a messenger RNA of Schistosoma turkestanicum, 1927 nucleotides long. The record is from the annotation of a GenBank genome assembly. NCBI's taxonomy places the organism in Eukaryota, Metazoa, Platyhelminthes, Trematoda, Strigeidida, Schistosomatidae.
AUGUCACAAUCAUAUUUGGAUACAGAAAUGAGAAGACAACAUGAAACUAAUAAUCUAGAUGAUGAAAUACAAGUUUGUGGGACCAAUGAACAAAUGGAAAAAUCCAGAAACAAUACUUGGCAAAGUUUGAGAGUUACUGAUGAUAGUCGACUGACAGAUUCAUUAUCUUCCGCGUUAAAUCACCAGAACGUACAACAUGAGGGUCAUAAGAGCGAUGAGGAUGAUCAAAUAAUAGUCGAUCUUCAGUCACGUAUGAGACAGUUAAUAACAUCAUGGUAUAAUUUGCAUAAGAAAUGGCACCAAACAUAUAAACGAUUGGAAUUACAACUUAGUAUUAAUGAAUUUGCAAGUGUCGCAGAUUCUCUGGAACAUUGGCUGAUACUUCAUUCUUCAGAAGUGGAAUGCUUAGAUUUAGGUGGCUCUAUCAAAGAAACACAAACCUUGAUCGAUCGACUAAAUGUUCUAGAACGGAAUACAUUGCCACAAAUCAACAGAUAUGAAAAAGUUAAACAACUUACUAAGUUUGAACUUGCUGAAAUCGAAGAAAAUAUGGUUAAUGAACCAAUAAGUUGUUUAAAUAUUGUUCACAGUUCAGAUAUGGAAAAUAUACAAGCACUCUUAAUGCACUACGGACUGAACGAAAGUAAUAUGUCAAAUGAGCUUGACAACUCUAAACAGAAUGUCGACAUGGUAGAAGAGGAUUUAUAUGACGUUACUGAGUCAAAAGAAGUUAACCAUGAGACAGUGGAAGGUCAACAAAUUUCAUUCGAUUCCAUAAGUGACUAUUUAUUGAGAAAACAUGAAUGGAUUGAUUAUAAUUGCAAACCUCGUGAUCGUUCAUGGUACGAAUUAUAUAUGGUCUUAAAUACAUCAGUGAAACAACUGUUAGCCUAUAAAAACAAGUCUGAUUACAACGAAGAAAUUCCUCAGUUCAAAACAUUCCGUGGAGAGACUGGAUUAAUGGUUGGACAGAAUCGAUUAACUGCAUGUGAAACAAAGGAUUAUACAAAACGACCAAACACAUUUCGUAUCACAGAAACUUCAACUGGAGCUCGAUAUUUAUUUCAAGCCCACAACAGCGAAACCAUGAGAAAGUGGAUUACCGUAAUUCAAAAUAUCAACCGACAGACGAGACCAGCAUCAGGUCCGACCAUGAUCACUUUAUCGCGACCAUCUGAAGAAUUCCAAAAUCCUUUAGUCAUUGUAGAUACACAUGAAGCAUCCACGACGUCGAAAAAAUCGACUUUAACACGAAUCCUUCGAUCAAAGACAACCAGUCAAAUAUCAUGUAUGCGAAGACCUAGUUCAACGCAUGAAAAUGACUUUACAGAUAAUAUGUUAGAAAAGACAGAUUCACCACAAAUUAGGAUAAAACGAUUUCCUUCAGUGCGCACAAUGAAAGCAUUCUCACCAAAACAAGUGGUGCGUUGGCUGACAUUUAAAUAUUCUUCGUUGUCGUCGGCUUCUUCCAGCACAAGUCAUCAAACGCCUAAGUUGAUUAGAAGUAGCACUUCACAUAAUAUGGAAUGUGAACAGUCUGAUCCACCAACUCCAUUACUACGCAAGAGUUUAACUUAUGGUUCAUUACAUAAAAUUAAUCGAUUUUCCAUUUCAUCGAAAAGUCAUAAAGACACAUGAAAGAAAUAAUACAUGAAUCGAUGCGUUCCAACUGCAGUAUUUUAUUUUCUGUAAUAUCUCAUGCAUUGGUCAGUUUUCCAAUGUAGUUAAUCAGGUAUCUGCCAGCAAUAGAUUAUUAGUAGAAUACCACAGUAAAACUGUAUCCAUUUAAACAUAAAUUCCACUAUUAAACACAUAAUGGAUAUUAUUUGUACACUGGAAAUAAUAGCUCUUUUCUUGUAUAUUUAGGUAUCAAAUUACUUACAUUUUAUUUCUGAUAAUUGUUUAUGGAUGUAAUAAAUAAUUUCUA